AUGGCUUUCGCCGGGCUGGUGACUAUGGUCAUCGUCCUCAAUGCAAGUCCUACAAUCGGAGAGUGCUACGGUGCCUUAGUCGAGUUGUUGCCCUGCGCAACGUUCGUGAUGGGCCCCGGCUUACGGCAGCCUCCUGAAAUGUGCUGCUCAGGAAUGCAGCAUGUGGUUGCUGGAGCUGAUACCACUGAGAAGCGCAGGAGUCUUUGCCAAUGUCUGAAAGACCAUGCUGUUGCUGCUAGCGUUAAAGUCGACCCUGCAAAAAUUAAGCACGCUACUGAGGUUUGUGGUGUCGAAAUUCCUAUUCUAUUGGAUCCCAAUGUCGACUGCAGCAAAAUUGAUGCGUUUGAAAGGGACCAAGUAGAACUUGAUGAUUAA
Argentina anserina (silverweed cinquefoil) is the source of this 375-nucleotide messenger RNA. Its product is annotated as non-specific lipid-transfer protein-like. Bases 1 to 375 code for a protein of 124 amino acids. The record is from RefSeq and is a predicted model, not a curated record. NCBI's taxonomy places the organism in Eukaryota, Viridiplantae, Streptophyta, Magnoliopsida, Rosales, Rosaceae. Gene Ontology annotation, molecular function: lipid binding. Gene Ontology annotation, cellular component: membrane. The transcript is spliced from 2 exons. Gene Ontology annotation, biological process: lipid transport.